AUGUUGUGCAUUCAACUGCUUGACGAAGUGUUUGUGGUCGACUUCCAUCGCUCGCGAAGUCUAUAUGCGAGUCUACAGAUCAGGAAGAAGACUUGCGAUACAGAUUCCUUCGCAAAAUAUACCAAAGAAGCUGCAGAGAAAACUUCUCCGGUUUUAACGCCGCUGAAGAAGUUGCUCUUUCUGAAUGUGCCACCCGAAGCACUGGCAAUUUCAGCCAGAAAAGUGUCUGAGAAGGAAUUUGCGUCAUCAACCGCAACAGGACCGCAAGAACGAGUGAACAUUAAAAGCAAGCAGAUGUUCGUCUUCUCGAAGCAUCCAGUGGGAAUUUUUGCGGACAUACAACCGAUCGAACUGGUCGAUGAGUUCUGUUGCUUGGGCUGUAUGCUGUAUGUAGGAACAAUGGCAGCUACAAAAAAGGUAUUCAGCACGGAUGCGCCAAGGCCACUUCUGCAUUCAUCUCCUUAA
Necator americanus (New World hookworm) is the source of this 465-nucleotide messenger RNA. RefSeq lists its product as uncharacterized. The coding region runs from base 1 to 465 and encodes 154 amino acids. The transcript has a single exon. Lineage: Eukaryota; Metazoa; Nematoda; Chromadorea; Rhabditida; Ancylostomatidae. The record is from RefSeq and is a predicted model, not a curated record.